AUGACCGUGAUGAUCUCGACCGACGGCCUCGUCGUCUCAGCACCUUUGGUGUUGAUGCCUCAGCUGAAGAAGAGCAUUGAUGCCGACGACUCAGAGAAUCUUCGCAAGUUGCAGAGUGCCGAGCAGAAACUCGCUGCACCCACUUCGUUGCACCGACUCAAGCCGUCGGCUGCACAGAAAGAUCUGUCAAGUGCUGAGAAGUCCUCGACGAGGACGAAGCUUUUGGGCCUCAACAACUCACUCGGACACCUCCUUUGUUACAGAUUUGCAGACUCGUCGCCGCCAGUCAUGCUACGUCCGCGCUGCCACGGCGAAACUCGCGAAUACAUGGAGCAGGAGGGAUUGCGAUUGCCGUACUUGUACAACAGAGAUGACAAAUCUGCUGUGUGGCAAUGCUCUGCAACGGCGGGGUUCAACAGAACCGUCCGCCUCAGCACGCUUUCCGAUGAGGGCGACAUCGGUGCCGCUUUCCAGUUGGCAGACGCAGGUCUCGCGAUUUUUCCGCAUCGCGAUUGUAGUCACAAGUUGCACAGGGAGGAGAUUUUAGCAGCGGCAGCGGUCCCACAAGUUCAGCUUGCCAAAAGGCAAGUGAUGUUGGUCCUCAAAUAUGCAAAAGGGCCAUACAAGAGCUCCAGCUUCGGCAGGCGCCUACUGGAGGCUCGGCAGAGCCUGUCGAGUCUGCCGGAGAACCACGUCCUGCUGGAGUGGGUGGCACCCAACAUCAUCCAGGAGCGACAGCUUUCAAAAGACUGCACCAUGGCCGAGCUGAAACAGGAGAUCCUGAAGGUGGUGGCCAGUGGGGCUCUGGGCGGCGACCACAAAGCAUCGAGAUGGGGUGAUUUCAUUGACCAUUUUGGUCAAUUGAGAAGUCGAUGGUCGAUUGAGCUCCUGGUGCACUUGGUGGCUUUGACUUUAGAAGGCCGGAACCCCCUCAAGGAGUUGGGGCUCGCCUUAGCCAAGGAAGGAGCGGUCGACGACCUGGCCUUGCUUCCCAAGGUGUUGAGGGUCAAGGAAGAUGUGCGGCCGUUUGGGUCGGUCCGGAUCAAGAGAUUCAUUGCCUUGGAGUGGCCAGAGCUCAUGCUUCGGACUUUGAAGAGUGCAUUGGCAACGCAUGCUGUGCAAGACGUUCUUUUCAAUGCCGACGAUGACGAAGAUGUCAUUUUGACAGCUCACUGGCGGUAUGUGGUCGUUACUUUGCAGAGGUUCUCAGAGUUUGCCCUGCUUUACAAACGGUUCCCUUGGCGGUUUUUCCUCUUGUUGGACGAGAACAAAGAGAUCGUCCAACGGACACUGCAAGAGAUGAAGUCCGAGUGGCAGUUCCUGCUGCAGCUGGAGGCUGCACAUGCAAAGCCAGCAGAGGUUCACCCUCUCAAGCAGUUGUGCUUCACCCGAUGGUAUUGCUAUCGUGAGGUCAUGACGUUCGCGGAGGAAAGGCGAUUUGAAGACAGCCGCGACCUGCGCCUUCUCGUGAAGGCUUGGCAGCCGGACCCUUCGAGCAGCUUAGGUGCCGAAGACUGCUUCAGAAACCUGAGGUCGGCCGAGAAGAAGCAGGCAGGUCUUGUUUCGCCGCCGCAGCUGCAAGCUGUGAGCAUGAAAUCGCUGAACAGCCGAUACGCUGGCUACGAGACGGUCGGCUUUGACACUGCCCAAAUUCAUAGCAUUCCUGUGAGCCAGACCAUCAAGUCCAGCAUCUUCGACCCCCGUCGAGCGACCGGGCAGGACACAGGAAUGAUUGGGUUUAACACACUGGUCCGGACAACAGCGACAUCCGCCCACCACAUGACUCGAAGAUCUUUCAACCUUUGGUCCACAGUCUUGCGGCUGCAGAAUGAUCUUCGGUCAACCUGGAUCGCGGAGUUGUGCCGCACGGGACAGGUGCUCGGCUGUGGCGAGCACCUGUGGCUCGUCGUUGAUGCCCCCUACGUGCAUCUGAAAGUCUGGCCAUUGCUGCUUCAAGAUAUGGAGAUCCGUGGCGAGCGAGACGUGAACCCGCCGUCGGUGGCAGACUGUCGCAUCUUCGACUGUCAGCCUGUGUUCAAAGCAACCCUGCCGGAGCUUUCAAGCAUUGUUCUGAAGAUGGGCGACUCCCGACCCCUGCUGAAUCAUGCCUUGGAGCAUUAUGCCAGUCGCCACCAAGCUACCCUGAGUCACUUUUCGUUGUGCAUGGUAUCGGGGCUGCUUCCGAGAGGCUUGAGCGCCAACGCUUUACGAGCGCUUUGUAUCGACCAAGGGUGUCCUAUGGGCGGCAGUGCAAGCAAACGUGCUUGUUGCGAGAAGCUCCUGACGACUUUGGGGUACGACGAAGUUGCCAGGAUUUCCAUUUUGGGAUCCUUCCGCAAGCAGUCUGUUGAGAACGAGGAUAAUGAUGACGACCGGCCCGCAGAGGGUGAUUUCGAGGACGACGACAACGUGCCGGGGCUCGAUGCCGCCUGCGAGGCAGAGAUGCUGAACCAGCUGCUCGCGAAGAUGGAAGCAGCUGAAGUUGCUGAUGGUGCAGAAAAGCCUGAGGCCGCAGAGCCUCCGCCGAGACCGAAAGCUGUAGCCGUAGCCUGGCCGGCUACUGAGAGAGGCCUUGGUCAGCCGUCCGUGGUGGAUGAUCCGCUUCCAGAUGGCUGCAGAUUGUCUUUGCAUACUCCGCAAGCUGGCAGUCCUAACAUCCAGGCUUUCCUUCCGUCCGGAGAGAAGUGGCAAGGCAAGGAGAGCUGCAGUCGUGCUUAUAGGCCGUCUGGAGCUGUGAUGCAUCAGGGCAAUCGUGCGAGCCGAAGUUUUGAGUCGGCGAAAGCUGAAGUUGUCGCUUGGCUUUGGAGUUGGCACGACGCCAAAAACAAGAAGGAAUCAGCAGAGCCAGCUUCUUCCUCGGAGCCUGCACCUAAGCGGGCCAGGACCUGA
Messenger RNA from Symbiodinium sp. CCMP2592, 2889 nucleotides. NCBI's taxonomy places the organism in Eukaryota, Dinophyceae, Suessiales, Symbiodiniaceae. The record is from the annotation of a GenBank genome assembly.